Messenger RNA from Gadus chalcogrammus (walleye pollock), 1705 nucleotides. Its product is annotated as transmembrane protein 179-like. The transcript is spliced from 4 exons. The coding region runs from base 30 to 731 and encodes 233 amino acids. Lineage: Eukaryota; Metazoa; Chordata; Actinopteri; Gadiformes; Gadidae. The record is from RefSeq and is a predicted model, not a curated record.
ACGCAAGGCAGAAGAAGAGGGAUAGAAAAAUGGCUCUUGAUAAUUUAAUUUUCGCGCAAUGUAUUCUUUAUUUUUUAUCUUUUGUGUUUGGUUUCAUUGCCGUAGUGCCCCUGUCGGAAAACACAGAAGAUUUCCGGGGGAAGUGCUUGCUCUUCACCCGGGGCAUUUGGCAGAACGAGAACAUCACUGUGUCGAAGCAGCGGUUCAUCGUGGAGGAGUGGGGACCCGAGUCGUCCUGCAGCUUUAUCACUUUUGUCGGAAUAGCAUCUCUUAUCCUGUCCGCAGUGCAGGCAUGGAGACUGCUGUUCUUCCUAUGCAAAGGACACGACGACACCAUCUUCAACGCCUUCCUGAACCUGCUCAUCAGCUCCCUGGCCGUGUUCACCGUCUUCCUGUCCAGUACCAUCGUCACCGUGGGCUUCAACCUGUGGUGUGACUCUGUCACCGAGGGAGGAAGCAUGCCCAGCAGCUGUGAAGAACUGCAAGACACCGACCUGGAGCUCGGUCUGAACAAUUCAGCUUUCUACGACCAGUUUGCGAUAGCUCAGUUUGGCCUGUGGGCGGCGUGGCUCACCUGGCUGGGGAUCGCGGUGCUAGCCUUCCUCAAGGUGUACCACAACUACCGGCAGGAGGACCUGCUGGACAGCCUGAUCCACGAGAAGGACCUGCUGCUGGGGCGCUCCGCUCUGCGCUGCCGCUCCGACGCACACCUGAAGACCGGCCUGAUCUGAGGGCCGGAGGAGGAGACACAGACACCAGACGGACGCACACACACACACACACGCAUUCAUGCACACACACACACACACACACUGUAGCAAACACGGACACACAAACCUGCACACACACAUACCGACGCACACACUGACGCACACACACGCGCAGCCAUGUAUAGAGUGACAUUCAUGCACGCACAUACAGACUCAUGCACGCACAUGCAUGCAUGGCCAAACAUACAGUACACACUUACUGUCACUCUAUGCAUACAAAUGCACACAUGCACACACACACACGCACUGACACACACAGUCCUCGUUUUCUACUGUGAGCAAGACAGAUGCCAAAAUAGACAAUCGAAGAUCAGUAUUUCAGUCGGUGGUGGAUUGAAUCAAACAGGAGGUUUUAGCUUUGCAGAGGCUAUGUAGUACUUCAUACUAAUCAACAAGCAGCGAGGUGCAGUGUCUGUUUCUAUACCCGUCAUACUGAUGACUCAAACAGACUUACUGCUUAUAACGCACACCAUCCUGUCUAGCUGUAGCUUUUGCAUGGAUUGUUAUGCAUGAACCAAACAGGUUUUAAAUGUGCCUCUAUCCUGUACCUAAAAGGGUUUCUGUGCUUUCCCAGUGGAGUCACCCUAUAACUUGGCAGAGGAAGAACCCUUGCAUGCUGUAGAAUAAAGCUGUUUGCUUUCGCAGUUCAUACACAACUGUACAUCAAGAAGUGUAACUCCAUUGUAUUUUGUCCAACUUCGCCAUUGAUAGAAUGCUUCGUAGGACGACUCAUUCCAGAGUACUCUUCUGUCCUUUGUGAGGACAGGAAAGUACCUAACCCUGCUUUAUCAUACUCACAAGAAUAUAUUCUUUAUUUCUUUACAUGCUGCCAGGAGGACAUUGAACUUAUGUAUACCUAGAAGAAUUUCUACUGAGAACCACAAAAACACACACACAUACACAGACACACACAAAGGAUCCAUGGGUCGGGGGUA